Rangifer tarandus platyrhynchus (Svalbard reindeer) is the source of this 1089-nucleotide messenger RNA. The record is from the annotation of a GenBank genome assembly. Lineage: Eukaryota; Metazoa; Chordata; Mammalia; Artiodactyla; Cervidae.
AUGGGUUUUGUGGCUGGAUGCGAGUGUGUGUGCGUGCCACGUCGCCACUGUCCCAGCCAAGCUGCGGGCCAGCAUCUUGAGCGCCAGCCAGCAGGAGAGCUCCGAGCCAGCCUCCUGCAACGCCGAGCUGGCCCACCUCUGGAAUUCGAGCCCGGUUCACAGCCAUCGCAGCAAGGGCUGCUGCUCACCAGCCGCAAGGACAGCAUAAUGCGGUUCUGGGAUGCGUCUGGUGUGGCGCCCCGACCAUCCCGCAGGCUGAGCACUGUUGGCCUCUUCCAAACGGACAGCAGGCAGGCCAACAGCCUGGCCCAGGCCGCAGAAGACGACUGCACACCCCGCCUUCCUCAGGAGAGGCCGCUUCUAACCCUGCAGCGAAGAUCCCUUUCUCAGAAAGGAUGGCUGGCACUGCAGGCAGGGGGCUGUCCAUGUGACGUCCACGUGCGCUACGCACUAGCCGUGCACGUGACUAGAAGCCGUGGGGGCGGUGGGAGGAGGAGGCGGGGACGUGGCUGGGUACCCAGGUGCUGCGCAUGCGCCACAGGUUGGGCCUUGGUGGUGCUGGAGGCGCAGAGCCGCCCUGGGCCCCACCUAUGUACAGCUCGAGGUCUUUGCGCCGGUGCACGGAGAACGCGCUGUGCUCACCUGGUGGGCGGGGCAGCUCAUCAGCUCUUCACCUGGUGGCCCACGAGCGUUGUAAUAUGCACAGGGUGGCACCGGCUACAUUUGCUAGCGUGGCCCGCCAAGACUGCUGACAUCUGCCUGGCCUACCUCCCUGACCUGAACAAUGUCCUCAUCUUCUCGGUGCCUGGCCUGCGACCCCAGGUGAACUACUCCGGUAGCCGAAAGGAAGACACACCAGCAUCAGCUCCUGUGUCUUCAAGUGCCACAGCCAGGUUUUGCCUGAUUUCCCCACGGGAGCUUGAAUGCUUCUCCCUAAGCAUCCAGAAUGUCACAGAACCGCUGGGCUCUCUGGACUCUAGCUGGCCCCACGAUGCCUCCUGCAGGCUCCCAGAGUUGCCAAAGCUGAGACAGGCUAACAGGACCCCAGGCAUCGUCUUCGCCCCCACAGAGCUGCAAUGGAAGCCUUGA